CCACUGACGCAUUCUCGAUUUCUCCUCCAAAACGAAUAGAACAUACAAGUUCAAAAAAAAAGUCUUCAAAAUUUUGAAAAAAUAACUUCGAAAAAAAAAUAUUCUAAAUAAUUUCGACGCAGUGAAAGCAGUAGAAAUCGAAGAAAUUUUUGAGGAGAAAAUCAACCAGGUUUCGAGGAAGUGAAAGCAGUUGAGUUUGUUGAGAAGAAAUUUAAUCAGGUCAAGAAAGGAUUUUAAGCUGAAAAAAAUGUCCACCAUGACAAACAAGGUUUCAAACAAUGCUUCUUCAACUUGCCGACUUGUGGGGAUGAUCUGUCUCGUGGCGUUGGUCCUCCUCUGGGGAGAAGUGAGAGAGGCACAAGCUGGAUGCCAACGUUUUGGUCACUCUUGUUUCGGAGCACAUGGAAAACGUGGCGGUGAUGUGGGGGCGACUGGCGGACAACAAAAUGGGGCCGAACUUUCUCCCGGUGAAAGCGUCUACCCCGCCGGACCCGGAGCUGAGUAUUAUCCCGCCGGCGGAUUUGCACCACGCGUCGGAAUGUCCCCGUAUCUCAUGGAUUGGUUGCUCUCCGCCCAUCGAGGUCAACCUCUCAGUGCGAAUUAUGCUCGCCAACUGCAGGACGAUCUGAACAUGGCGGACCAGCGAAGAAAGUAAGCUGCGAAUUGGAGAAAGUGAAAGUCACGACCGGAAGUCAACAGCAAAAUAAGUAAUUCGAGAUGAAAAAUAGAAACAAAAAAUGUGAAAAUUUAUUCAUUGAUUUUUUUCCAGAAAUAUAAAAACAAAAAUUCCCAAUUCUGUAAAAAUGAGUAAUUAAUUAUCUUAAUUAAGAAUUAAUUAAUCACCAAAUUAUAUCGCCACGUAACAAGUUGAGAAGAAUGAUUUUAAUAAUUGUUAUAAAAAUAGCGAUUAAAAUAAUUGUUACCUAAUCACGAUUAAAAAAUUCACACAUUUAUUCACACUGUAGCCCAAAAUAGUUAAUUAGCAAUUAAUAAUUAUGUAUUAUACAAAUAAUUGUAAUUAAAUAUAUAUGCAAAUUACUGAAUUAAUUGGUGGAAAUAAAAAUAAAUUUAGAGAACGACGCGAAAGACUUGGACGAUUAAAAAUAUGCGAAAAGCACGGAAGUUGUGAAAUUUAUGUAGAAAUUGGAAUUGUUAAGUUACAAAAUGAAAUUCGGUUAUAAGAUUUUGAUUCUGAAAUUUUGAUUAAUGUACAUAAAUUUGAUUUGAAUUUUAGGUGGUUAUCUGUAGAUAAGUUUGUUUGAUGUCUAUGUUGUAAAAUUAUUUAGUAAUAAAUAAUAAAAGUUGGCAAUUUAUUACGAGUUGGGAAACUAAA
Folsomia candida is the source of this 1333-nucleotide messenger RNA. Its product is annotated as neuropeptide CCHamide-2. NCBI's taxonomy places the organism in Eukaryota, Metazoa, Arthropoda, Collembola, Entomobryomorpha, Isotomidae. The transcript is spliced from 4 exons. The record is from RefSeq and is a predicted model, not a curated record. The coding region runs from base 248 to 655 and encodes 135 amino acids.